This is a messenger RNA of Asparagus officinalis (garden asparagus), 531 nucleotides long. RefSeq names its product cationic peroxidase SPC4-like. The transcript has 3 exons. The record is from RefSeq and is a predicted model, not a curated record. Gene Ontology annotation, cellular component: plasmodesma; plant-type cell wall. Bases 28 to 531 code for a protein of 167 amino acids. Gene Ontology annotation, molecular function: heme binding; peroxidase activity. Gene Ontology annotation, biological process: response to oxidative stress. NCBI's taxonomy places the organism in Eukaryota, Viridiplantae, Streptophyta, Magnoliopsida, Asparagales, Asparagaceae.
UCUUGAUCUCCCCUCUCAUCUACACUAAUGGCUUCACCUUCUUCUUUCUUCCUCUUCUCUCUCAUCGCACUCUCUCUUUCUCUCUCCUCAGAGGCCGGGACCUUUCCUCCUCCAGCGAAAGGCCUCUCCUAUACAUUUUACAGCACCAAGUGCCCAAACUUGGAGUCCAUUGUGAGGAACUACUUGAGCCAAGAACUUCAGAAGGAUAUCGGUCUCGCUGCCGGACUCCUUAGAAUCCAUUUUCAUGAUUGUUUCGUGCAGGGAUGUGAUGCCUCGGUGUUGUUGACAGGGUCCGGUAGCGAGCAGUCGGCACCGCCGAACCUGACGCUCCGGCAGUCGGCGUUUAAGGUCAUCGACGACCUCCAGACUCUGAUUGAGAGAGCUUGCGGACGAGUCGUGUCUUGUGCUGAUAUUGUUACAUUGGCUGCGCGAGAUUCCGUCGCUCUGGAUCGAAGGGAAUCUUUUGACUUUUUUACUCAUAGUGAAUUAUUGGCGGAUAUUACCCUAGAUGAAAUUAGUGAGUCUGUAUGA